Molecule: messenger RNA, 513 nt
Organism: Linum trigynum
Lineage: Eukaryota; Viridiplantae; Streptophyta; Magnoliopsida; Malpighiales; Linaceae
Source: the annotation of a GenBank genome assembly
AUGGAUCAGAUAUUCAAUAAGGUUGGCUCAUACUGGUUCAACCAGAAGGCCAACAAGGAGCUCAAUUCCGUCGGCGACGAUAUCAACUCGUUGUCAGACAGUAUCGGAGGAGGGGCCAAAUGGGUAGUCAACAAAAUCAAAGGGAAAAUGCAGAAGCCAUUGCCGGAGCUGCUGAAGGAGUAUGACUUGCCAGUGGGGAUCUUUCCACGUGACGCUACCAACUAUGAGUUCGAUGAACAGACGCACAAGCUGACUGUGUUUAUUCCUCAGAUCUGUGAUGUCGGUUACAAGGACUCGUCUGUCUUGCGCUUCAAUGUCACGGUAACUGGGUAUCUUGAGAAAGGGAAGCUGUCAGAUGUUGAAGGAAUGAAGACGAAGGUGAUGAUUUGGGUUAAAGUGACUUGUAUUACAUCUGAGGGUUCAAAGGUCCACUUCACAGCUGGGAUGAAGAAAUCCAGGAGCCGGGAUGCAUAUGAGGUCCUUAGAGAUGGGAUCCGUGUGGAGAAGUUCUAA